Molecule: messenger RNA, 2828 nt
Organism: Rhinichthys klamathensis goyatoka
Lineage: Eukaryota; Metazoa; Chordata; Actinopteri; Cypriniformes; Leuciscidae
Gene: kcnc1b
Product: potassium voltage-gated channel, Shaw-related subfamily, member 1b
Exons: 4
Coding region: 366-2153 (595 amino acids)
Biological process (GO): potassium ion transmembrane transport; protein homooligomerization
Cellular component (GO): dendrite membrane; neuronal cell body membrane; axon
Molecular function (GO): delayed rectifier potassium channel activity; protein binding
Source: RefSeq, a predicted model, not a curated record
GAAGCUUCAACACAAUAGGAACACUGGAGUUAUGAAGGCUCGACGGAUGAGUGGCGCUGUCCUUUCAGCACCAGCUCGCGCUCAAUGACACCCUUAAAAAAACCUGUCUGACACCCUCAAACCCGAGCCGGGGGUCAGGAUAUUGGGUUAUUUGAAGGAAGACGCGUUCGCAUCUGUCCUUAGAAGUCAUUCAAGUGCACAAAGGGGUUUUGGAUCCCCAUUGUUGAUCUGACGGUGGCAUGGACACUUUUGACGCGCACCUGGCACGAUCGUAAACAUAUUUGCACUCUUUGAAUUUUCUGGAUAUGGGUCCCAGCGGUAUGAUGACGGUCAGUGGGCUGGAGAUAUGACUAGAGAGGGACGCGAUGGGCCAAGGGGACGACAAGGAUCGCAUCGUGAUCAACGUCGGAGGAAUCAAGCACCAGACGUACCGGAGCACCCUGCGCACCCUGCCCGGCACUCGGCUUUCCUGGCUGGCGGAGCCCGACGCGCCGACCAACUUCGAUUAUGAUGCGAACAUCGGAGAGUUUUUCUUCGACCGUCACCCGGGCGUUUUCGCCCACAUCCUUAACUAUUACCGCACUGGCAAGCUGCAUUGCCCGGCGGACGUGUGCGGACCCUUGUAUGAGGAGGAGCUGGCGUUUUGGGGGAUCGACGAGACGGAUGUGGAACCGUGUUGUUGGAUGACCUACCGGCAGCAUCGAGAGGCGGAGGAGGCUUUGGACAGCUUCGCCGGGGGUGCUCUCGACCUCGGCCAUGAAGACCCGGAGCCUGAGGGGGUCGUUGAGGCAGCCGAGGGGGAUGAAGGUGUUGAGAUGACCCGGAGACUGGCGCAAGGCGACUCGCCCGAUAACAGGUCCGGGCGCUGGAGCAGGUGGCAGAAGAAGGCGUGGGCGCUCUUUGAAGACCCGUAUUCCUCAAAAUACGCACGGUGGGUAGCAUUUGCAUCUUUGUUCUUCAUUUUGGUAUCCAUUACCACAUUCUGUUUGGAGACUCAUGAGGCCUUCAAUCCCAUCGUCAACCACACAUAUUUCUAUACGGUCGGCAAUGAAACUCGGGAGCAAGUCAUCCCUGAGACGGAGACCAUGGUGCAGUUAACCUACGUUGAGGGUGUCUGCGUUGUGUGGUUCACUAUUGAGUUUCUGAUCCGAGUGACUACCUGUCCUAACAAAUUAAAGUUUGUCAGAAACACCCUCAACAUCAUUGACUUUGUGGCCAUCCUCCCCUUCUACCUUGAGGUGGGGCUGAGCGGACUCUCCUCCAAAGCAGCGAAAGACGUGUUGGGUUUCCUCCGUGUGGUGCGAUUCGUUCGAAUUCUCCGUAUCUUCAAGUUGACACGGCACUUUGUGGGUUUGCGGGUACUGGGGCACACACUCCGUGCCAGUACCAAUGAAUUUAUCCUCCUCAUCAUUUUCCUGGCACUCGGAGUCUUGAUCUUUGCUACUAUGAUCUACUAUGCUGAACGUAUCGGAAGAAACCCCAAUGAUCCCAACGCUAGUAACGACACACACUUCAAGAACAUCCCCAUUGGCUUCUGGUGGGCUGUGGUAACAAUGACAACCCUCGGCUAUGGCGAUAUGUACCCUCAGACGACGUCUGGUAUGCUGGUGGGCGCACUGUGCGCCCUUUCAGGUGUGCUGACGAUCGCCAUGCCUGUCCCUGUCAUUGUCAACAACUUCGGCAUGUACUACUCCCUAGCCAUGGCGAAACAAAAACUACCAAAGAAAAAAAAUAAGCAUAUCCCACGAGCACCUCAACUGGGGUCUCCUAACUACUGCAAGUCAGCCAUUAACUCCCCACGACCCAGCACGCACAGCGAAGCAUGCCCCCUGGCACAGGAAGAGGUUUCCGAGAUCAGAUACCAAGAUUUUAAAGUGAACGGGGAGCCAUCUAAAGCUGCCCUGGCCAAUGAGGAUUGUCCUCACAUCGACCAGGCGGUGUCGCCAGAGGAAGUCUUCAGCCCCGUGGACCGUGAGAGACCCUGCUUCCUGCUCACUUCCGGAGGAGAACGAGCCAAUCACACGGGGGGGAGAGUCAGGAAGGAGACCCGGCGUGCCAACCGAAGCAGACAACCAACCGAGUCAGUGUGUGUAAUGAACCAUGGUGUACCAACCACUAUGUGUGUCAACCAUAAAGCCACAUCCCCCACCUGAUAGUACCGUAUUUUGCGUGUGUGUGUGUGCGUGCGUGAGUGAGAGAGAGCGCGUGCUGUGUGUUUGUUGUAGAUUAGCACUUUUCUUUGAGUUGUGACAGGGAAUAAUUCAGCGUAGAUGUAGCACAGAAGCUAGUUGUUCAGCCGUAUGUAGCGCGGUUUGGUUUGUGGUUUAUCGUGCUGUGCGAAGUGCCUGUUGUUUUUCUGUUCGUGAGUGUCAGUGUUGUACAAGGUGCUUGUAUGUGCUGGUGUUGAGUAAAUCUUUCUUUUAUCUCGUUGAAGUGUUUGUUUUUGGUGGUUUAAAUGUUGUAAAAAUGUUACUCCAGUCGCUAAUCAUUUCAGUGGGAAAAAAAGAAAACAAUGAAAACAUGUGCUCUGUGAUCAUGUGUGAGUAAAAAAAAGCAAUAGUUUUCCUGUAUUUUGUACAACUGUAGUUACCAUGUAGAAAUGCCUUUUGCACUGUUUGCACCGUUCACUUUUACAUUCCUUUCUGUAAAACAAACGACAGAUUUGAUAUAUUUUGUAGCUCACAUGUUUGGCUGGCAACUUUCGAGAUGCACCGUGUCCUAAUCAGGCGCGACCUAACAUGCUGGGAAGCUCCGCCCACAAUUGAAUCUCAUUGGUCCAAAAUUUCACUCAUAUUUGAUGUUUAAUAUACAUCGUCAGUAGCUGUGAU